Messenger RNA from Colletotrichum abscissum, 4050 nucleotides. RefSeq lists its product as uncharacterized. The coding region runs from base 1 to 4050 and encodes 1349 amino acids. The transcript is spliced from 3 exons. The record is from RefSeq and is a predicted model, not a curated record. Gene Ontology annotation, cellular component: nucleus. Lineage: Eukaryota; Fungi; Ascomycota; Sordariomycetes; Glomerellales; Glomerellaceae. Gene Ontology annotation, biological process: positive regulation of transcription by RNA polymerase II. Gene Ontology annotation, molecular function: transcription cis-regulatory region binding; protein binding.
AUGAAAGAAGAGAUACACGAAGCGCAUGCAUCAAUCCUAGAUUCUAUCUCUGGAUUCAUAUUCUUUGGCGUUCCUCAUCAAGGCUUGGCUAUCGAGUCACUCGUGCCCUUGGUCAAGAAUCGGCCGAACCGGAGUCUUCUUGAGUCGCUCAACAGAAACUCAGCACUCCUCCAACGCCUGGACAAAGAAUUCAACAACGUGAUUAGUGCAAGGAGACCGUCAAUUGUGUCCUUCUACGAAACGGAGAAGUCUCCCACGGCUGUAGAAGUGAAUGGCAAGUGGGAGUUGUCUGGACCUAGCGAAGUCUUAGUUGAUGUCUCUUCAGCGACAUGCUACAGUAAUCAACGCCAUCCGAUUGACCGCAACCACUCUGAGAUGGUGAAAUACAGCCACGGACACGACGUGUUCUACAGACGUGUCAUCACCGUUACACGAGAAAUACUAAGCACCAAUACGCAGAGCAGAACCGGUGCCAGAAGUCCAGAGACUGAAAUUGAUGAGUGCCUCAGGUCACUUUUCUUUCGAGAACAAGAGUACAGGUACAGCGAUAUUUAUUCCACAAAGAACACCUGUGCGUGGCUUCUCGAGGAUCCACAAUACCGAGCUUGGAUGAACAGUGCGCGAGGUCUUUUCUGGAUCAAAGGGAACCCUGGAACCGGCAAGUCAGUUCUCAUGAAAUUUGCAGUCACAGCUAUGGAUCUCAGAGGGUCCGGAGAAGUCGUUGUGUCCUUCUUCAUACACGGCCGGGGAAACCCUUUGCAGAAGACUCCAUUGGGUGUAUUCCGGGCAUUGCUUAAUUCCAUGCUCAAGUCCUUCCCACAACACCUUUCUCAACUCACUGGACGCUUCAAAGACCGGCAGGCGCGAUUUGGGGCUUAUGAAGAGAACCGAUGGAAUUGGACCGAAAGAGAACUUCAAGAUUUCAUGUCCGAGCUUUUGAUCAAGGGGGCGAAAAAGCAACCUGUGGUAAUCUUUGUCGAUGCCCUUGACGAGUCUGGGGAAGAUGAUGCCACGAGCUUACUGAAGUAUUUCAAAGCCCUCAUGGACGAUAUUGAACGCGAAAAGGCACUGGUCAAAAUUUGCUUCUCUUCGAGACAUUAUCCUAUCCUUGGAUGCGAAACGAUGUCAACAAUCCAUGUGGAGGAGAAAAACGACAAAGACAUCAGGCUAGUCGUUCGAGAACGACUCAGAGAAAUUCAACCGGUAGCAAAGCGGCAACAACUCGAGAAUGAAAUCUUGAUGAAGGCUCACGGAGGGUUCCAAUGGACAAUAUUGGUUGUUGCCGCGAUACUGCAUGGAAGCGCUAUUGGAACUAGCGUCGAGAGUCUGCACAAAAGACUCGCAACGAUCCCGGAAGCUCUUGAUGGGUUGUACGCUAGUAUCUUGAGCGGCGUCGACCCUGUCGAGCAGUACCAAAUGACAAAACUAUUCCAAUGGAUUUUGUUUGCCGCACGACCAUUGUCUUCACACGAGCUCCGAGAAGCGUUUGCCAUCGAUUAUAAGGACAAGAAUUGCACAACUAUUUCGCAACUCAGACACCACGACAACUGGACAGAUACUACGACUCAAUUCGAGAGAAUCGUCACACAUAUCUCCAAAGGUCUCGUGGAAUUCCGAACUCGCGAGAUUUGGGAGCAAUAUGAGCCUGAUGGAGAGGACUGGGACCGGGAAGCUCAGUUCGUCCACCAGUCGGUUGCGGAUUAUGUGCUCGAAAAAUUCAUCCGCCACGAUUCUACUGGUCAAUCUUCCAUUGGAGCUGGUCACUUUGAGAUAUCGAGGUCUUGUCUGAGCUACUUGACUUUGAGAGAAGUCCUACAAGGCGCUCAGCUAUCUUCGGGGAGACUCUCAGCAAGAUUUCCGCUGAUACCAUAUACAGCACAGUUCUUGUUCCACCAUAUUCGGGAAGUUGAACGUGCAGGAAUCCCUCAGGAAGAUCUUCUUGCGCGUAUUCACUGGGGUCGGCAAUCCGAAAUCUUGAAUAACAUCGCGAGCCUAUGGAGAGUGAUGGAUCCUGAUAAUAUUCACGCACCCAAGGGAUGGCCCUUUGUUGGGGCAACAUCCCUUCACGUUUUGGUGGGGUUCGGCUCAGAGAGCUGUUUGGACGCAUUUCUUGUCAAAAAUGAUGCAGAGCUAGAAGUUAGGGAUGCGGAUGGGAACACACCACUACUACUGGCUCUCAGAGAGUGUCGUGAAGACAUGGCCUUACUAUUGCUGGAUCGGUCCAUCGAAUGGCAGCUCCAAGAAGAGGCGUCCAACAUCGAGGUCGCUGAAGAUAACGGCCGAGGGCAGGCAAGGGAUUAUCUUUCUCACCUAGAUUUGAAAAAUCGUGACGGGGAAACGCCCUUAACUGUUGCCGCGACGGUGAAGGCCGGUGAGGUAAUCUUCAAGUUAAUCGAAGCGGGCGCUGAUUUGGAACUCUUCGGGCAUCCGUUCGAGCUCGUAUCAUACGCCAUCCGUCACGGGGACAGAAAGCUUUUUUCAAUACUAUUGAAAAAGGGUGUUAAGCACGACGGAGCUAUCUUUUCUGCGGUGGUGGACCUGCCUAAGAAUGUCGAUCUCGAUGUUCUAAAGGUUUUGUCGGAACUCCUAAAGGCUGGUGGCAACACACGCAAAUCUACGAGCUUCGUUUGGACAUUUGAGGAUGAAGAUGAAUAUGGAGACGAGGACGAAGCGAUGUUUGUGGCGUCGCGAAGAGGUCAGACGGCAAUCGUCAGCCUACUCCUGUCACAUGGCGCUUUAGCGGAUAUACGAGACGAUUGCGAUGAUUUCCCAUUGCUGAUCGCUGCACGCAAUGGCCAUAAGGAAACGGUGGAGGUUCUACUUGAUCACGCACCGCAUAUGGUUGAAAUGGUGGACUACGCCGGGCAGACAGCCUUUGACGAAGCCGUUUCAGAGGGCCAUUUUGAAUGGGCAAUCAUACUUCUGCCCCAACAUAAUGAACUUGUCGCAUCAGAUGAGGCAUUCAAUAUGGCUAUCGAGGCGCGCGAACUAAAAUUAGUGGAAGCAAUUCUAUGCGCGAAAAUCGAGAGAACAGACCUAGGCAAUGAAGGCGAUCGAAUAGGUCGAACACCAUUCUGGUGGGCUAUCCAGGAGGGGCAUGAACAGUUAGUCGCACUGCUUCUCGAGGAGGGUGAGGUUGACGCCGAUGGAAGAGACCACCAUGGCCAAUCGCCAUUGUCAUGGGCUGCCCGUCAGGGGUAUGAAAAUAUAGUCGGAAGGCUUCUCUAUGCGGGGAAGAUUGACGCCGAUGGAAGAGACCACCAUGGCCAAUCGCCAUUGUCAUGGGCUGCCCGUCAGGGGUAUGAAAAUAUAGUCGAAAUGCUUCUCUAUGCGGGGAAGGUUGACGCCGAUGGAAGAGACCACCAUGGCCAAUCGCCAUUGUCAUGGGCUGCUCAAAAGGGGCAUGGAGCGGUAAUCAAAUUGCUUCUCGAUUUGCGGGAGGUUGACGUCGAUUCAAUCGACCAAUAUGGCUAUACGCCACUCUUACGGGCUAUUCAGCAUGGGCACGAGGCGGCGGUUUACUUACUCAUUGGUAGGGGCAAAGCCGACGUCACCAUAGCAGAUGAACAAGGUCGAACGCCACUCUUGUGGGCUACUCAGCAUGGCAAAAAGGAGGUGGUCGAGUUGCUUCUCGACACGGGUAGGGUUGACGUCGAUAAAAAGGAUCGUUAUGGCCAAACACCACUUUUCUGGGCUUCUCAGCAUGGGCUUGAGGCGGUGGUCAAGCUCCUUGUGGACAAGGGUAAGGCCAGCGUUGAUGGAAAAGAUCAAUGUGGUCGAACACCGCUCUUAUUGGCCGCUCAGCAUGGGCACGAGGCGGUGGUCAAGCUUCUUCUUGAUACAGGUAAGGUCGAUGUCGAUGGGAAAGAUCAACACGAUCGGACACCACUCUCAUGGGCUGCUGAGGAGGGGUACGAUAGAAUAGUCAAGCUACUCAUGGAUACAGGCAAGGUUGACGUUGAUAGAAAAGAUCAAUAUGGUCGAACGCCACUCUCAUGGGCUGCGCAGCGAGGGCAAGAGGCGGUUGUCUGGCGGCUCAAGUACUCAUAG